Molecule: messenger RNA, 1168 nt
Organism: Zeugodacus cucurbitae (melon fly)
Lineage: Eukaryota; Metazoa; Arthropoda; Insecta; Diptera; Tephritidae
Exons: 3
Coding region: 302-703 (133 amino acids)
Source: RefSeq, a predicted model, not a curated record
AUACAGCUGUCGACCACAUGUGUUUGGCAUUGUAAUCUCCACCAGCUAGAAAUCUAUGGCCUAGCGUUCCAAAAAUGUAUUCGCUAUCUGUAAUUUUAAAACGAGGUGGACAGUGUUUAAGUCCCCGCAGCGAUUUUUUGUAGAUAUUGUUGUAACUGCGCUGUAGCUUGUAAGUGCAAGUUAAUAAUUUGUUACUGAUAUUAUUUUAUAUUUAUGUAUAGUCAAUUUUCUUUUUACGGAGCGAUACUAUGUUUAACUGUGUGGUGCACAGUAAUUUAAAGGAAUAUAAUUGCAAAAAAAAAUGGUACUUGGAAGGCAAAUCAACGGAAGGUGUUUCAACGCACCACCAGAUACGCAAACACAAACAUGCAAAACUAAAAAUAGAAACAGAACAAGAACUAUGCCACUAGAGGCAGAUGGAUAUUUCCAAACUUCGGAAAAAAAGCUAAAGCAUACCACCCAUAUACUCCCAUAUAAGAAGCUAGCUAUACUUGGUAUGGGUGCGGGGAAUCCUACCAGCAGUUCUUCAAGACAUACAACGUACCAUACAAAUUCGACGUAUGAUGGAAAAAGCACUCGUAGUCCUCUACGUCAGGAAGUAACAAAAAUCACGCACCUAGGAAUACCACACAAAUUAUGCUACAACAACAGAGUUGGUAUUAAUACUUUCCAUGCUUAUAAUAGUAGCAGCAACAACAAAUAAUACAUAUUCAAAACAACAUUGAGGCGCCGAAGUUGUACAUCUUGCUUCUGAUUUGAUUAUGCAGGCAUUAUUAGGCUGAACGUACAAUUUAUCAUUUUCAAUAUUGUGAUUGUUAAUUUAUAAAUUUUGAACGUACGCAAUAGCACUAAGUUUAUUAAUUUAAAUGUAAAAUAUUGUUAAAUUAGCAUCAUAUACAAAUGAAUGUACGAAUAUUUGUAACAAUCGUAAUAGUAGUGAAAUUUAAUUUGUAUUGUAACAACACAAAAAAAAAAAACAAUACUACAAACUUUUGAGAAAUUGUAAAUUACAAAAAUUUAAUAAUUAAUACUAACUUUAUAUGUAAAAUAUGGAAAUUUUGUCAAUGUAUAAAUGAUAGCCGCAAAAACGUUUGUAAAAAUUAAAGUUUACUUUGUACUAAAAUGCUAAUAUGUAAAUACGAAAAUUAAUGUAUAAUAAUUAUUAAUA